GAAGAAGCUGGGUGACAGGCAAGAGGCAGUAAGGCUAUCGUUGAACAAAACCAGGAAAGGAGCGUGGAGUCCUGUGGAAAAGAGCAGCUGUGAGAUGCCUCGAAGAGAGCCUGCCAGCUACUCCUGCGGAGACCUGAAGGUGCUGAGCUUUAGCUGAGGAUGGCAGGAGAUUCUAGAGUCCUCAUGGACCACGACAUGGAGAUAGGAGUGACACCUGGACAGGUGAAGAAGCUUCCCAAACACUUACGGGAGGCCCAGAUCUCAACAGAGCGCACCCACUUGAUUUCCGACCCGGUGAAGAAGCCACGUCAGCGAUACGUGCAGAAGGAUGGCAAGUGCAACGUUCAUCAUGGAAACGUGCAAGAGACCUACCGUUACCUCAGUGACCUGUUCACGACGCUGGUGGACCUACGCUGGCGUCUUAGCCUGUUCAUCUUCACUUUGGUCUAUGUAGUCAACUGGCUUUUCUUUGGCCUGCUUUGGUGGCUGAUCGCACUUAUCCGUGGAGAUUUGGUGCACGCUGAUGAAGAGGGCUGGACCCCCUGCGUGGAGAACCUCAACAGUUUUGUCUCGGCCUUCCUCUUCUCCAUCGAGACAGAAACCACCAUUGGCUACGGUUAUCGUGUAAUUACAGAAAAAUGCCCUGAAGGUAUCAUCCUGCUUUUGGUGCAGGCCAUUCUGGGUUCCAUUGUCAACGCCAUGAUGGUGGGCUGCAUGUUUGUCAAGAUCUCUCAGCCAAAGAACCGUGCCGAGACUCUCAUGUUCUCGCACAAGGCUGUUAUAUCGGUGCGAGACAACAAGAUGUGCCUGAUGUUUCGGGUGGGGGACCUGAGGAACUCUCACAUCGUGGAGGCAUCGAUCCGAGCAAAGCUGAUCCGUUCGCAGCAGACCAAGGAGGGGGAGUUCAUCCCACUCAACCAGACUGACAUCAACAUCGGUUUUGACACGGGUGAUGAUCGCCUGUUCCUGGUGUCACCACUCAUCAUCUCCCACGAGAUCAAUGAGAAGAGCCCCUUCUGGGAGAUGUCGCAGGCGCAAAUGGAGAAGGAGGAAUUUGAGAUUGUGGUCAUCCUCGAGGGAAUGGUGGAGGCCACAGGGAUGACGUGUCAGGCAAGAAGCUCCUACCUGGACACAGAGGUGCUGUGGGGCUACCGCUUUACACCUGUGCUCUCGCUGGAGAAGGGCUUCUACGAGGUGGACUACAACAACUUCCAUGACAUCUACGAGACCAACACCCCCUCCUGCAGCGCCAAGGAGCUAGCCACGAAGCUUCGGGAAGGCCCGCUGCUUCCUCAGCUGUCACUCCUCAGCCCUGAGCCCAAAACGCACAACCUUGACCCCCUGGACCGUCUGUCCAUCCGGGACCCACUAACCGGUAAUGAAGACAAGGAGGAAGGAGAGGCAGUGGGUGACAGGGGAGAGACCAAUGGCUCGGCUGCUGCUUUGGAGGAACCGCCGCUGGCUGAUGGACUGCCUGACUGAUUGACUGGUCCAGCUAAACCCCCAUGAGAGACUGGACAAGUGGACAAUACGAUGCUUCAUUUAGUCAAUGGCCAGCUUGUUCCAUUGCAUCGCUUGGAGAUCCAAGUUAUCCUCCCCCAGCCCGAAAGUGUCCCCCAUGCAAUACUCCUCUACUAGAGUGUCAAUCUAUAGUAUAGAUUGGUUUUGUAGACAAACAGGUACACAUACACAGACACACAAGUAUAUGUAUUAUGUACACUUAAAGGUCCUCGGUGGGUCGGAUUGUCUUUUUAUAAUCGCAACGACCACUUAUUGCUAUAAAAGCUCAAGUUAUAUAAUGUAAACCUGAGCUGAAACUGGUAGCCAUAUGAGAGUAUCAUGGGCUUAUUAUGGAUACUCCAAUAUCCCCAUUUUAGAGUGUGUUGAUUCAGCUUCAUUUGAGCAGAGUGUCAAUCUCAUAACUCAGCUAAUGUGUCUGGCAGCAGCUCCUGCGUGGUCCUGGAAUGUUGUUAAUGAUGAUUUUUAAGAUAUGUGGGAGACUAUUAUUUCUAGGCUUGCUGUAGUUGACAUAGGCAAGACAAAGAUGUAGGAAAAUGUUCUGUAACAGGCUCUGUGUACUGGGUAGCGCCAUCCAGCUUUGUUUUCUUUGUUCAAAGCCAUCUUCACAGUUGUACUGUCAUAAACACGUUCAUUAUGUGCGUCUGACUGUCUCCCCAACACACUGGGAGCUCUGACCCAAAACCAGCAAGUACCUCAUUUUGAUACUCAUGAUCAGGGUUUGAAAUUAACAGUAGCUACUAGGCUGCAAAAAAAACUUGGCUGUGGCUGCCAAGUCUAUCACUUCUAUAAGCCACCUUGCCUGGUAGCCAAAUCUGAGUCUGACUCUGAAUUGAAGUCUGACUAUUCAAAAACUGUUUUUGGCUGGUUAAAACGUGAAUACCCCCUCUCGCUGUAGCCAGUUGACUAAAUAUCUAAUUCCAUGCCCUUUUCAUGAUAUAUAAAGCACAAUUUGAUGAAACGACCCUGUAAUGAACUCACCACCCACCUAGCCACUGCUGUCAAUGCAUGUCAGUCCUGAGCAAAAAUGACCUUCAAAUGUAGAUUUAAAUAUUUAUAUUAAAUAUUUAUGCUCAGCUACUAUCUGAAAUGUGCUUGAUUUUGUUCACCAGGGACAUGAAUAUUUCAAAUGAUCCUCAAGCAAAAUAAAAUAACCCAUGUUCCCUUUUAUUCUUUUAUGUUUUGUUAAGGUUGUUUUUAUCUAUUUAUUUAUUUAUUUAAAACAUAUUCAACCUUGAUAUAUUUCAGUUGCAUGAAGGCUGAUGAUGCAGAUAAUAAGAGCAGAUUUCUGUGAUGUCCAAUAUCUCCAGUCUAAAGUUAUGUCUUUAUUUCCAUCUGCUGUGGUGUUGGUCUUCUUUGAAGUUACUUCCUUGGCUUCACCUUUAGAUUUGUUGUUAUGAUUAGAUGCCCAAACACAUUCAGUUCAAUCUGCACUUUGGCCCCAUUUCACGAAUUGCCCCUGGUGUCUUUCUGUUUGAUGAAGUGUAUGGCCCGUGUGACCACUGUUUUGGAAGCCCACACUUGUCCUGUGAGGGACAUAGCCUACAGUAUUGUUUUUAAAUUUUCUUUCAAAGGACACGUGUCAGAGCCUGCAUGCACGAAUUAGCCCCCUCCCCCUCGCAUUGUAAGUUUAAUACAUUACUAAAUACAGGGUAUUUUUUAGGCAUGCAAAUUAUAAGAUUUUUACAAUAUAUUAUCAGACAAUGUGUUAAUAGCCAAAAUAUCAUUCAAUGAAAUAAUUAACAAUGGGAUAUCUGAUUCUUCACUUUAACUCUCCCAUUCCCCAAGUUAAUAUUGAAUUGCAUUUUACAGAUUCUUCACUGUAUUCAUUUUCACUGUGACAUUAUAGUGUCAUAUGUAUACCAUUUGCAAAACGAUACCUUUGUCAUUAGAGAUCAUCUUUCAUUGCUUGAAUGUCAUCUGUUUUCUGUGUGUUCUCAUGGGAAUAAACAUAA
Myripristis murdjan (pinecone soldierfish) is the source of this 3473-nucleotide messenger RNA. RefSeq names its product potassium inwardly rectifying channel subfamily J member 5 (gene kcnj5). The transcript has 4 exons. The record is from RefSeq and is a predicted model, not a curated record. The coding region runs from base 160 to 1482 and encodes 440 amino acids. Gene Ontology annotation, biological process: regulation of monoatomic ion transmembrane transport; potassium ion import across plasma membrane. NCBI's taxonomy places the organism in Eukaryota, Metazoa, Chordata, Actinopteri, Holocentriformes, Holocentridae. Gene Ontology annotation, cellular component: plasma membrane. Gene Ontology annotation, molecular function: G-protein activated inward rectifier potassium channel activity.